UAUGUCUUCAUUAGCAGAGUGAGAACAGACUAACACACUGCCAUCUGAAUAACUCAGCCGCCACCAUGCCCAUUCUUGAGUCAUUCCACUCAAGAUUAAAAUUCCGGAGGAGAAAAGUAAAAGCACUGUCUUAGACCAUGUGUUGACCCUGGUUGCCAGAUGAAAAGGGAUAUCCUGAUCAAUAGCACCACCAUGAUCUGAGCUGAUAGGAGUCAUUCUCCAAAGGUAGGGUGAACACGUCUUAGAGUGUUGCCGUGGACAGUCCUGGUUUAUAUCUGGUUUUUUUAGGAGUAACUAUAAAUAGCAUCACUUUUCACCCACAAAACUGUCCAAGUUUGGAUAGUAAAUUGCAUGAUCAAUUUACACAAAGGAAAGAUGGGGCAUUGUUACCAAGGUAGCAAUGCUGAGCAGAUACAAAUAGCUAUCAUUGCAAUGAGGCUAUUAGAAGGAGUCAACACAGAGUGUUUUGCUCCCAGUCUCUCAAGACCAGAAGCCCUUAUCAGUCUCUAGGUUUUGAGUCCAGUGUGAAAAUAACAUUCCUAUAUUCAAGCGUUGAAUUAUUAUGACUUUGACCCAAUAGUUCCAGUCCCUUGUCUUCCUAUGUCCUUGCAGCUAAACCACUAAAUGUUAAGGUGUUCUCUUUCACUGCUGUUUUUUUAGCUUAAUUGGCCCUCCUGCUUUCCAAAAUAGAAUGCUAACAUCCUUUCACCCAGCUGGAGGGUCAGGGUGAUACCAGAUCCAACAUUCCCCAGAGCCUGUGUAGGCUAGUUGCUGUAUGCCUGACUACUGAUUAAUAAUAAAGGAGUCGAAUAGCACCUUUGGAUUCUGAUUUCCUCUGAGAGGCUGUUCUACAAGCAUGGGGUCAACUUAAAGGAGGCAGGGUUUUGUUUAAUAUUUUCUCCUUUCAUUAGUGCACUUAAAUUACUUUCUUGUAAACUCUGCUUGUUACCUAAAUGUACUAGCACUUUUGUUACCUAAUUAACUUUCUUAUCAGAAUUCCAACCAAAAAUAACAAGAAAUGUAAUAAUGAUAAGGUAUCGCCCCCUUCAAAACAGAUUUCCUUUUGCACUUUAUCUCUUGGUACUGUUCUGGCUUGUUUAAUUAAAGUAUCAGAAAGUAUUAGACUCAAAUUAUUUCUUGAUCUAGUGCUCAAAUUCUCCUGAAAAACUGCUUCCUCUGCCUCAGUAUUUAAACCUUUAUCAGUCUGAGGCAGAUGAGUUUCCACCUGUUUGCAACUGGAUUCAUGUAAUUCAAUAAAAUUUUGGAAGAAGAUCCUAAUUUUGCCGCUAAGUAAUUAAGCAAACAAAUCAGAUUUGGCUACACUGAGCUAUCGUCAACGUUUAAAUACUUGUCUCCUCUCCUGUGCUCUUGGAUCAUCAAAAUGAACAACAUUAAUGUGCAAACACACAAACCUUAUGAAAUCUUAGCUUGGGGAUGUGAAAUUCAAAGCAACGUUCUUACUUAUUUUUUUCAGUAGAGGGAUGGGGCUCAAAAUAUCACCAAGUUCAAACCACUAACCUAAGUCUUGUUCAAGAAGGGUAGUCAUGUCUGUUACAGACUUUACCAUAACGGAUGAGAAAGUACGCUUACAUCACAGCACUGAGGAGGAGAAAACCGUAAGACAUAUUGGUGAUUUCUGUUCCUCACACUCUGUGAAAAAAAUUCAGGUUGGAAUCUGCUUGCUUCUGGUGGAGCUGUGUGAGAGGUUCACAUUCUUCGAAGUGGUCUGCAACAUGAUCCCCUUUUGCAUCGUCAAGCUUGGCUAUCACAACUGCCAGGCAGCCGUCUUAAACUUGUGUUUUAUUGGAACGUCAAUGCUUACCCCUGUGUUUGCCGGAUGGCUCACUGAUGUCUAUUUAGGAAGACACAAACUGGUGUAUAUUUGCUUGUUUCUACAUUUUCUAGGCACUGCUUUAUUAUCUGUGGUGGCUUUCCCCUUGGAAGAUUUCUAUCUGGGCACUUACCACGUGGUUAAUAACAUCCCCAAAACGCAGCAGCACAGGCUGUUUUAUGUAGCACUGCUGACCAUCUGCCUUGGCAUGGGAGGCAUAAGAGCCAUUGUCUGUCCACUGGGUGCUUUUGGCCUUCAGGAGUAUGGAUCACAAAAAAGAAUGUCUUUUUUUAAUUGGUUUUAUUGGCUCAUGAACCUAAAUGCAACUAUUGUGUUUCUGGGAAUAUCUUACAUCCAGCAAUCACUGGCCUGGGCCCUUGUUUUACUUAUUCCUUUUAUGUCUACACUUAUGGCUCUGACAAUUCUUCAUAUGAUGUACUAUAACCUGAUUUAUCAGUCAGAAAAACGUGGUUCUCUCCUGACAAGCUCUGGGGUGUGGGCUAGUGCACUGAAAACAUGCCAUCUGCAAUACUGCCAUCUUGAUAGAGAUGUGACAAGCCGGUUAGACCACGCCAAAGAAAACAAUGGUGGUUGCUACAGUAAACUCCAUGUAGAAGACACAAAAUUUUUCCUCACCCUUCUCCCUCUCUUCAUUUUUCAGCUCCUAUACAGAAUGUGCAUUAUGCAGAUUCCUUCAGGAUAUUAUCUGCAAACCAUGAAUUCCAACCUGAAUUUGGAUGGAUUUCUUCUGCCAAUUGCAGUAAUGAAUGCCAUCAGCAUCCUACCAUUACUAAUUUUAGCUCCUUUUCUGGAGUAUUUCAGCACCUGCCUAUUUCCCUCUAAGAGAGAUGGAUCAUUUCUGUCGGCAAGCAUCAUUGCUGGAAAUCUUUUUGCUGCAUUGUCUGUGAUGAUAGCUGGCUUCUUUGAAAUACACAGAAAACACUUCCCUCCAGUGGAGCAGCCCCUUUCAGGAAAAGUUCUCACUGUUUCCUCCAUGCCCUGUUUCUACCUGAUUCUUCAGUAUGUUUUACUUGGAGUGGCAGAAACAUUGGUAAACCCAGCCUUCUCUGUAAUAUCAUACAGAUUUGUUCCAAGCACCGUCAGAGGAACCUCCAUGAAUUUUCUGACACUGUUUAAUGGAUUUGGCUGUUUCACAGGGGCACUGCUGGUGGAGUUGGUAUAUCUCAUCUCAGAAGGCAAUUGGUUUCCAAACACAUUAAACAAAGGCAAUUUAGAAAGCUUCUUCUUCUUCCUGGCAUCAUUAACAUUGUUGAACGUCCUGGGAUUCUGGAGUGUUUCACAAAGGUAUUGUAAUCUAAAUCAUUUUAAUGCCCAGAACAUCCGUGGAAGUAAUCUUGAAGAAACACUUCUCCUCCACGAAAAGUCUCUGAAAUUUUAUGGCAGUGUACAGAAAUUUUCUUCAAGUAUUGAUCUUUGGGAGACAGCCCUGUGAAACUGUAUUUGGGUCUACCUGUCUUAUGAGAACAGUAUUCAUUGUUUUCUUCUUCAGUUGAGCAUUUUAUAUGUUGCAGUGUAAGAGCCAAUAGAUAUGAAGGUGAUUUUAUAAAUAUCAUCUGCAUACUUUACUUACAAAGACUAAUUAUGAACUUUCUGGUAAACCGUGAUGCUUUUGCAUUAACAUUAUGCAUUAGAAUUAAUAAAAUAAUUUCAAAGUCUAGGUGAUUAUGACAAAAAAAAAUGAGUUUUCUAUAUACUAGUAAUACCUUACAACUUUCUACAAUGGUUCAGUCAUUGAAAGCAUAUGACUUUUUUUGGAGUUUUAGUGAUUCAUUAGAAGCAAAAUGACAGUAUUUUAAUACACUCUCUUUCAAUACACUUAUUGAGAACUUAUUACAUGCCAAGCAUUGUGACCUUAUACUGUAUACAGCUGAGUAAAUAAUAGACAUAUACAUGAUUUUGCUAUAUUUGCUCUUUAUAUUACACUAUCAAGAUAUGACUUCAUUAAAGAAAUUUUCUCUGAAUUUAAAAGCAGUAUUACUACGAUAGAUGUCCUUAACAAAGAGAACGUCCACACACUAAAAAAGUUGAAAAAUAAAUGUAAGAUACGGAAUUGUUGGAAUUAAAGGAAAGAGGAAAUGAAGGAAGAUAAAAUGAGGAGUGAGAGGAGGGUAAGUGCCCAAACCAAAUAGAGCUGCUUAAAGGAAUUAUACGAAUAACAUCUUUUGGUCUCCACUGCCAAUUCAGAAGCAUUCAGAAAAUCAUCUUCUAAGAGUUUGUUCUCUUAUAAGCAAAUAUAUGUAUAAACUCAUUUUAAAAAAUCAAAUAAAAUGAAUGUCUGUUUCUUGUAGCAGUAUUUGUCAAAAUUUGGUUGAGGACAACUUGCUACAGGUGAAUUUUUCUGGCCCCUACACAGACUGCCUUAACCCAAACCUUUUAUCAGAUUGGGGUCCAGGAAUUGGUGGUUUUAAUAAGCACAUCUAAAUCAUUCUCAUGUUCCCUAAAGUUUAAAAGCCAUUGCUUUUCCAGGACAAUUCAUGCUGGAUAGGACAGGUGAGUUUAUCGGCUGACUGCAAAUUAUUCUACAAUUAUGCACCUCCCUUGUGUCUACAUAAAAUAUUUUAGGUCUGUAGAAUAAAAGAUUUAUUCAACUUGAUUAGGUAGGCUAUGCAUUUUUAAUUGCAAAAGAGGAGCUGUAAAGCACCAGGUGUUUUUCUUACUCAAACUAUUUUUUGUUUGAGGACAAAUGAAAAGACUUGCUGGUAGAGGCAUAAAUUCUUUCCCUGCAACUUUUUCAAAUCCUUUCUGUUUAGCAAUCGUUUCCUAGCAAAACAGUGAGGCAGACCCUUGAUAUUCCUUAGAAGCUUUCCUUGCUGCAAAAGGUUAAAUGCCAAGUUUGCAAUUUGGGUUUAAUGAACACCCAAAAGAGCAAGAAAUCUUUAAACACUUCACCUCAGUACAAGUGGGAAGCUCUAGUCUCUGCUACUGUUAGAAAAGGGGUCUGCUUCAUUUCGUUCUCCCCACUCCCCACAAAUUUGCCUUCAUCUCCUUAAUUCCUGCAUCAUAAUAGAAAAAGGUGCUCAUUAUGCUUUCACUUGUACUUAGAGAUGAAAGAUCUAUAGAAUUAUAAAGUUGACCCAAAGCAAACACCAAAAGAGCUUAGAAUUCUCAUGUUGGCGUUGACACUCGUGAUUAGCUAAAUUGCAGUAACUACACAGGCUUCCAUUCAGAACAGGAUGCAUUCACACAGCAGUUUCUUCUCUACUGCCUAGCAACAUUAUCACUGAGCACCUGGAAUAGUUUAGGCAUUAAGUGUAAUUGGUUUUGCUUUACA
Cebus imitator (Panamanian white-faced capuchin) is the source of this 5123-nucleotide messenger RNA. RefSeq names its product solute carrier family 15 member 5 (gene SLC15A5). The coding region runs from base 1545 to 3284 and encodes 579 amino acids. Gene Ontology annotation, biological process: transmembrane transport. The record is from RefSeq and is a predicted model, not a curated record. Gene Ontology annotation, cellular component: membrane. NCBI's taxonomy places the organism in Eukaryota, Metazoa, Chordata, Mammalia, Primates, Cebidae. The transcript is spliced from 9 exons. Gene Ontology annotation, molecular function: transmembrane transporter activity.